AUGCUAUUGAAAUUUGACAAGGAGGUGCACCAGUAUAUUCUCGCAUUCCGCGUACCCUUCCGCCUGGCCCACACUGGCGCACUCGCACCCUUGGAACAUAUCCCUCCAACGCAGGAUUACAGCAUGGACUUUGAGAAGAUUGGCAUACGCAGUUCAAACGAACAAGAUUCUGACAGGAUUGUCAACAUACUGCAGAUUCCAUAA
Molecule: messenger RNA, 204 nt
Organism: Laccaria bicolor S238N-H82
Lineage: Eukaryota; Fungi; Basidiomycota; Agaricomycetes; Agaricales; Hydnangiaceae
Exons: 2
Coding region: 1-204 (67 amino acids)
Source: RefSeq, a predicted model, not a curated record